UCAUUCUGUACAUGUCUGAGAUUGUGAGUAUACCUGCUUCCUUGCGGAUACCCAGCGCAAUACACUAACGCCACAUCAAUAGUCUCCCAAGAAGGUUCGUGGUGCUCUCGUCGCCGGUUACCAAUUCUGCAUCACCAUCGGUCUUCUGCUCGCUGCUUGCGUCGUCUACGGCACCAAGGACCGCGCCGACACCGGCGCCUACCGCAUUCCCAUCUCCAUCCAGUUCCCCUGGGCUCUGAUUCUUGGAGGUGGUCUUAUGCUGUUCCCCGACUCUCCCAGAUACUUCGUCAAGAAGGGCAGACUCGCCGAUGCCGCCGCCUCUCUUUCCAAGCUUCGUGGCCAGCCCGAGAACUCCGAGUACAUCCAGGUCGAGCUUGCUGAGAUCGUCGCCAACGAGGAGUACGAGCGCCAGCUCAUUCCCUCUGCCACUUGGUUCGGCUCAUGGGCCAACUGCUUCAGCGGAUCCGUCUUCAAGGCCAACUCCAACUUGCGCAAGACCAUCCUCGGUACUUCCCUCCAGAUGAUGCAACAGUGGACCGGUGUCAACUUCAUCUUCUACUACUCGACUCCCUUCCUCCAGUCUACUGGUGCCAUCAGCAACACCUUCUUGAUCUCCCUCGUCUUCACCCUCGUCAACGUCUGCUCCACCCCCUUGUCCUUCUGGACUGUCGAACGCUUCGGUCGCCGCACCAUCCUUCUCUGGGGUGCCGCUGGUAUGACCGUCUGCCAGUUCCUCGUCGCCAUCAUCGGUGUCACUGUCGGUUUCAACCACACCCACCCCGACCCCGCCGAUGCCACCAAGAGCAUUGCCAACAACAUUCCCGCCGUCAACGCCCAGAUCGCCUUCAUCGCCAUCUUCAUCUUCUGUUUCGCCUCCACCUGGGGACCCGGUGCCUGGAUUCUUAUCGGUGAGGUCUUCCCUCUGCCUAUCCGCUCCCGCGGUGUUGCUCUGUCCACUGCUUCCAACUGGCUCUGGAACACCAUCAUUGCCGUCAUCACCCCCUACAUGGUCGGUGAGAAGCGUGGCAACCUCAAGUCUUCCGUCUUCUUCGUCUGGGGUGGUCUCUGCACCAGCGCCCUGGUUUACACCUACUUCCUGGUUCCCGAGACCAAGGGUCUGUCCCUGGAGCAGGUUGACAAGAUGAUGGAGGAGACCACUCCCCGCACUUCCGCCAAGUGGAAGCCCCAUGAGACCUUCGCCUCCCAGGUCGCCCGCAACGGCGUCCUCGACAAGGUCCACGUCGACAACAUUGAGCGUCGCACUUCCAACGUCUAAGUGCGCGUCUAUCUUAAUGUCCAUUUUCAAUUCUAUCUAUACCCCUAGUCUACUACCCGUCUUACCGGGUGAAUAACCUGGAGGCAUCUCUGAAGCUGGGUCCGAUUUGGACACAUCUUAACAAUUUGUAAUGCGAAAUGUUGAUGUGGAAUGCAUGGCGCGUGGGGGGAUAACUUAGUCGUCACGGUUGUGACUAGUCAUACCACCGCUCAAAGAUAACUGUUAAUACAACUAAAAAGUUGAAAAUGAAAUACUAUACAUCUUG
This is a messenger RNA of Colletotrichum phormii, 1541 nucleotides long. Its product is annotated as general substrate transporter. Bases 257 to 1276 code for a protein of 339 amino acids. Gene Ontology annotation, biological process: transmembrane transport; carbohydrate transport. Gene Ontology annotation, molecular function: carbohydrate:proton symporter activity. Gene Ontology annotation, cellular component: membrane. Lineage: Eukaryota; Fungi; Ascomycota; Sordariomycetes; Glomerellales; Glomerellaceae. The record is from RefSeq and is a predicted model, not a curated record. The transcript has a single exon.